AUGGAAUCUUUGGAGGCCACUGCUGUCCCUUUGGCUGACCCUGGACUUGUAAUCCUGAUCACUAAUUCCAACGUUAGACAUUCGCUCACAGGAAGCGAGUAUCCCACCAGACGAAAACAAUGUGAGGAGGCAGCAGCCAUUUUGGGCAAGAAAAGUCUAAGAGAGGCUACUUUGCAAGAUUUGGAGGCUGCUAAGGAUCGAUUGGAUGGUGUGACAUACCACCGGGCACGUCAUGUGAUCGAGAAGAAUGAACGCACAGCGCAAGCUGCUGAGGCACUGAAGAGAGGGGAUUACAAAGAGUUUGGGAGGCUGAUGGUGGAGAGCCACAAUUCUCUUAGGGAUAAUUACGAGGUCAGCUGUCCAGAAUUGGAUGAGCUGGUGGCGGCAGCACUGGAAGUGGAUGGAGUGUUCGGGAGUCGGAUGACAGGGGGAGGGUUCGGUGGAUGCACAGUUACUUUGCUUCAGGCUCAUGCCACGGAGAGAGCAGUCAAACACAUUCAGAAAAAAUAUCAUGGAUCUCCAACUACUCCAUCAGAAGGAGCUCAUGCUCUCAGUCUAUAAUUUUUUUUUAAAUCAGUG
This is a messenger RNA of Sinocyclocheilus grahami, 579 nucleotides long. RefSeq names its product galactokinase-like. Gene Ontology annotation, cellular component: cytosol. Gene Ontology annotation, biological process: galactose metabolic process. NCBI's taxonomy places the organism in Eukaryota, Metazoa, Chordata, Actinopteri, Cypriniformes, Cyprinidae. The coding region runs from base 1 to 561 and encodes 186 amino acids. The record is from RefSeq and is a predicted model, not a curated record. Gene Ontology annotation, molecular function: galactokinase activity. The transcript is spliced from 5 exons.